AUGAGCCAGCAGAAACAGCAGCAGCAGCUGCAGAACACGGCGAACCUGUUGCACUGGUCCCGAUACAGCUCGAGUUCCGCUGAGCUCCCUCUGGAGGACGUGCCCCUCGAAGGUUCUUCCAGAGGAGAAACAGAUCCAGCAGAAGCCCCAGAAUGGGUCCCCGCGAGCCCCCUGGGGGGCCCCCCGGGGGCCCCCGAGGCCCCCAGCGGGGCUGGCGAGCUGGCGCAAGACAGGCAGGAUCUGCUGCCGGUGAAGCGGAGGGGGGGGCCCUGGGCAGCUCUUAAAGUGCUGCAGGAGCUGCUGUCGGUGGCAGCUUUUCACCGGCAGUUGCUGCUGACGGUGUUUUGCUUCAGCUUCCCUUUGCUGCUGUUUGCGGGGUGGAGCUGCGCAGACAGCCGGGCGCGGUGUCUGUACGCCGUGGCCGUGAUGGUCCUUUGCUGGCUCUCCAACUGCCUGGACCCCUACGCAGUGGCUUUGCUGCCUUUUGUGUUGUUCCCGGGGCUGCGGGUGGCCUCGGUGGGCCUCGUGGCUUCCUUUUACAUGAACUCCGUCAGCUUUUUGAUCUUCGGCUCCAGCAUGAUGGCUGCAGCGCUGCGGCGGGUCAAGCUGGACCUCGCUGCUGCCCGCUGGCUCGCCCGCAUAUCCCCGCAGCACCCUGAGGACUUGGCCUUGUGUCUCAUGUUGACUUGCUUUUCCAUUUCCACUUGUCUCAGCAACACUGGCACCAUGCUCAUCUUCUGUCCCAUCAUUGACUUGCUCAUAAGGGGGAUUCACCCCCACACUUACGGGGGCGAGUCUUCGCCCGCAGACAGGGGGGGGCCACCGCCGCCGCCGCCGCAGCAGCAGCAGCAGCAGCAGCGGCGGCAGCAGCAGCAGCAGCAGGAGAGCGUGGAGUCGGACUUGUCCCGCUGCGCGUCUGGGUCCAGAAGCAAAGUGAGCCCUCUGGACAAUUGUCUCUGCGUUAUUUCCGUCGCGCCGUCGACAGCCGUCACGGGCUCCUCCCCUGCUGCAGCAGCUUCUCCACCGCCGCAGCAGCAGGAAGCCAGUGGACCACUGGACCAGCAGCUCGAAGAGGAGAUCCUGCACGAGCCCCCGAAGCUGCGGCGAAUCCGCAACUUGCUGUUCAUUGGCUGCGCCUACGCAGCCACACUGGGGGGCUCAGCUACGGUGACAGGCUCCACGAGCAACGCCAUAUUUCUGGCAGUUCUCGAUGCAAUGUAUGCCACUCUUCCUGCUGCUGCUGGGGCUGAGGGCCCCCAAGUAAACCCAGUGACUUACACAACUUGGCUGGUGGUUUCUUUGCCCCUGGCUCUAGUGCAGCUUUUCAUGGUUUGGGCGUCUCUGUGUGCCCUAUGGACGGGCCCUAGGGCAACAAAGGCGGCUUUGGCGCGGCUCGCCUUUUGCUGCUGCAUGCCCCUGAAAGCAGCCCUUUGCUGCUGCUGCUGCUGCAAGUGGGUGCGCCCGCGCCGCGCGAGCCGGGAGCUCAGCGCUGCUGCAGCUGCCCCGGGGGGGCCUGGGAGCCAGGGGGCCCCCAGAGGCCCCAGGGCCCCCACAGGCAAUGCAUGCGCUGCAGAUCACGGGGAACUUUACUGGGGGCGCGUGUACGUGGUUGUGGCCUGGUUGCUGCUGGUAUGUUUGUGGCUGUCUCGAAAGACAAUUGUGCCGGCAGUGCCAGGCUGGGGCACUCCUUGGGAAGGCUUCAUAGAUGAUUCUUUCGCAGCUGUGGUGGUGCCUCUAGGCCUCUGGUUUGCGCCCCUCUAUCCCAGGCGUCCCAAACCCUCUAUUGCAAGAGCUAUUUCUGCCCCUGUGCGCUGGGCAAAAAGACAGCGAAGAGUUCGCUUUCCUGAGAAUGAUGCUAACGAGGCCCCUGCUGCUGCGGCUGCUGCUGCACCGCGCACUGUAGCAGCAACUCGAAAGCAGCCUGAGUUCGAAGGGAUCCUCACGUUUUCAGUGGUUGAGAAGGAGAUGGAUUGGGGACUGCUGUUCUUGCUGGGAAGCGGCUUCGUGGUGGCGUCUGUGUCCCAUGUUUGUGGGCUCGACAUGGUUUUAAUAGACUACAUGGAGUUUCUGAAACAGCAGACCAAAGAAACCCAAGUUGCUUGCAUUAUGGCUAUGGCAGCGCUCGUCACCCAGGUCACCAGCAACACGGCCACUGCCAGCAUCAUCAUGCCUUUGCUUUCAACUGCUGCCAAAGGGCUGCAGGGGAACCCUUUGCUGCUAUUGCUUGCUGCAAACUUCGCGACCACUCUGGGCUUUCUGUUGCCCGUCAGCACGGCCUCCAACGCAGUCAUAGUUCGGUUCACGCGAAUCGGAGUUUGGCAGUUCUUCCUCAGCGGCCUGUUGCCACUGGUUCUUUGCCUCGGGGCAGCUUAUGUGGCCAGCCUAACGUGGGUGGCUGCUGUGUUUCGGCUCAACAGUCCUUACCCCAGUAGCCCGCAGUGA
Messenger RNA from Eimeria tenella, 2442 nucleotides. Its product is annotated as solute carrier family 13, putative. Gene Ontology annotation, cellular component: membrane. Gene Ontology annotation, molecular function: transmembrane transporter activity. The record is from RefSeq and is a predicted model, not a curated record. The transcript is spliced from 3 exons. Gene Ontology annotation, biological process: monoatomic anion transmembrane transport. NCBI's taxonomy places the organism in Eukaryota, Apicomplexa, Conoidasida, Eucoccidiorida, Eimeriidae. Bases 1 to 2442 code for a protein of 813 amino acids.